GUGUAAGCCUAAUCUUUUCUAUCCCUUUUACAGCUCAUGGAAAACAAGAAGAUGUUUCUGUCUCAGCAUUCAUGUACACAAAGGAAGAUAUAUUAGUAACUCUGGGCUCCUCAUCUGUCACAUACAAACAGGACACAGCUCGUGAAUUAGCAUGUUUUCUGGUGAGCCAAAUGGAUUGCCUCACUUCUUCCAGUCAUGACAUGAUUCUCAGUAGGUUCGGUUUAACAGCUGAAGAUUUUCAGUCAGUGGAUUGUGAUGUUAUGCUAGCAAUGGUCUAUGGAGAGAGACCACCAGCUUGGAACAUUACUGGGAAUUGUUCAGAAGAUGAAUCAGAACACAAGGAAACACUUCUCCAUCUCUCAAUGAGAUUGGGCUUGGUUAAACUUUCCCAGUACCUGUUUUUCCAGCCAGGUGGGCCAGAGGCAGUCACACUACCUAAUGAAGAUGGGUUAACACCGUUGGAUUUGGCUUUGCAGAAUGGACAUGACAGACUUGUUGAAAUUUUCUCCAAGAGGGAGGUCAGCCAUCCAUUUGAGGUUUCUAAAGUAGAUCUUGGUGAGAAUGCUAUCCUACAAUUUGCUCAUUCAUCGGGAACUCUGUCACUGACAUUUAAUCGCAAAGCAGACCGUAUGCUAGAAUCUGAUAUUCAGCUGUUCAGGAAAUACUUCUGGGAUACAGCUUUUCCACACAAGAAUCUUACUCCAAAACAAGCUGAAACACUAGGAGAAGCACAGAUGCCUUGUGACUCUACAACUUCUGCAGCAGAAGAUCUCGUGGGCUUUGUAUCUGAGGAGCCAUCUCCUAAAAAUGAAGAUGUGACGGUACAUAGUGAUCGUACAGUUCAGGUGGUUGAACAUGAAGAUGAUGCUGUGUUGGAUUUAGUCCAGACGCAUUCUCCAUUUGAGGCCUAUAAGAAGAGAUCAGAUCCCUCCACGUUCUUUGCAGCAGCCAAUCUUUCAGCUGCAUCGAAUGGAAGUGAUGAGGUGUAUGCAAACCGGAUGGUAGUGGACCAGAUGGAAGAUGCUGGUGUCAAGUUCAUUGAUGUCAGCCAGUCUGCUGAAAGUGUCACAGAUCAAGUUGCCCCAAGUGAUGAUCCAGAAGCAUCGGCAAAUAACGCAGCCAGUGGAAACCUGUCUUCCCUCAUUUCUUCUGGUAUGGAUACAGCUGGUUCUUACAGUUCACUGAAGAAGACACUGGCAUUUGCCAAUCAACGAAAUCAACGCUACUCCAUCAUGAAAAAAAGAAGUUCUAGUCUUGAUGACUUGGAUGUGGACAAUGGAGAUGAACGAAUUUCUAACCGACCUCAUAACUAUUGCCCUUCAAUGUCCUUCAACUCUUCUGCAGUCCUGGCUAGUAGAAAGAGUGGGCUAAGCUCUUCAGAAACAGCCAGCGAACUAGAUUUUAAUAUAAACAGUGCUGAAUCCCUUCCUUUAUCCAACAAUACGGAGUCAAAGGAAUCUAUACUUUCAGGAAUCCGAUCUCGUUCAUAUUCUUAUACUUCACCCAAAAUCCUACCAGGGAAAUCACGCUGUGUACAGGACUUUACAACAUGUGAUUCAGAUCAACAUGCAUUCGGUUCAUCUGAACAAUCAGGAGACAAAAGGAUUCAGGAAGAAGAAUGGGAUAAGUACCUCAUACCUACUAAAUCAGAAUCUGAAAAAUAUAAAGUUAGCCGUACCUUCAGCUUCUUGAUGAACAGAAUGGCCAGUACACGAAAUAAAUCCAAGACAAAAAAUAAAGAUGUCAAAGAGAAGGAGAAGCUUAACAGGCACCAGUUUGUCUCUGGGACAAUCACUGGGGUUAUGCCAUGUUUCGCAUGCGAGAAAGCUCUUCUUGGGAAGGACUCCCUGCAAUGCUCUUAUUGCAAUGCAGUUGUGCAUAAACAUUGUAAAGACUGUGCUCCUACUUGUACAAAAAAAAUCCAAGAGAGAUGCCAUAUUAAGAACAGGACACAAACUGUCCAGACAAAUCCUUCAUUCAGAGACAUUCCGCAGCCAACAUUCUCCACAGCUCAGCCGUCUACCUCAACGCCCAUUGGACUUUCUUCUGUAAAAAAAGAUCCACUGCAGCAACAACAGUCUUUAUCCGGAAGUGUUCCAAGUACCAGUUUUGAAAGAAAAUGUAUGCCACCUUUGGAUCCAGAUAGUGAUGCCAGUGGCUGGAGAUCGAGGUCACAUUCCGAAGAGCUGCUGCAGUCUAUAGGAACUACUUCAUCGAUUGACUCAUUUAUGAUUGAAGAUGAUGUAGAUGCCUCUCUGUGGAGUGAUCUGAGCACUGAUGCACUGGAAUUUGAGGCAGAAUCUUGGAGUCUCAUUGUGGAGCCAGUGUUUUGCAACAAACAAGAAAAGGAUGUUAUCAAACGACAAGAUGUGAUCUUCGAGCUGAUGCAAACUGAAGUGCAUCACAUCCAUACCCUGUUCAUUAUGUCUAAAAUAUUCAGAAAAGGAAUGAAAGAAGAACUGCAAAUGGACCAUAGCACAGUGGAGAGAAUAUUCCCCUGCUUAGAUGAAUUGCUAGAAUUUCACCAGCAGUUCUUCUGCAGAAUGAAGGAAAGACGACAGGAAUCAGCUGAAGAGGGAAGUGACAGAAAUUUUGUGAUCAGCAGAAUUGGAGACAUUCUUGUGCAGCAGUUUUCAGAGGAGAAUGCCAACAAAAUGAAGACUAUAUAUGGGGAAUUUUGUAGCCACCAGAAAGAAGCAGUCAGCCUUUUCAAAGAGCUGCAACAAAAUAAAAAGUUCCAGAACUUUAUCAAAGUAAGAAACAGUAAUCUAUUGGCUCGACGUCGUGGAAUCCCAGAAUGCAUUCUGCUUGUUACUCAAAGAAUUACGAAGUACCCAGUUCUAGUAGAGAGAAUACUGCAGUAUUCCAAAGAAGGGACCGAGGAACACAGAGAUUUGUGUAAAGCCCUUUCCUUGAUCAAGGAUUUGAUUGCAGCAGUUGAUUUGCAAGUCAAUGAGUAUGAGAAAAAACAAAAAUUGCUGGAGAUCCUCAGUAAAAUUGAAAACAAAACAUAUACAAAGUUAAAAAAUGGGCAUGUUUUCAGGAAGCAAGAUUUGAUGAAGAAACAGAGAACACUUUUGCAUGAAGGUUUAGUCUAUUGGAAAACAGCUACAGGACGUUUCAAAGAUAUAUUAGCUCUGCUUCUUAGUGAUGUGAUGUUGUUUUUACAAGAAAAGGAUCAGAAAUACAUCUUUGCAGCUGUUGACCAGAAGCCAGCUGUGAUAGCCCUCCAAAAGCUUAUUGUCAGAGAGGUGGCCAAUGAAGAGAGAGGGAUGUUCCUGAUUAGUGCAUCAUCCACAGGACCUGAGAUGUACGAAAUCCAUACCAGUUCCAAAGAGGAGCGUAGUCACUGGAUGAGGCAGGUGCAGGAGGCAGUGGAAAGUUGUCCAGAGGAAGAAGGAAAAAUGAGUGAAUCUGAUGAGGAUCGAAGAAUAGCUGAAGCCAGAGCAGCCAAAAUCCAAAAAUAUCAAGUAAUCUUGAAUAAUCAGGACCAGCAAAUCUGCAGCUACUUGGAAGAGAAACUUAAUAUAUAUGCAAAGCUUGGUGAUAUGAGUGGAUUCGAAGAUGUUCAUGUAGAGCCACACCUGCUUAUAAAACCUGACUCUGGAGAAACACCCCAAGUAGCCUCAAUUCUGGCUGCAGCUCUCAAGGAAGCAGAAAACCUCCACAUGGCUGUAAAAUUAACACAAGGAAAUGACUCAGAAGAGAAUAUUGGAGAAACUUGCCUGAGAAAUCACAGCGAAGCUGAAGUCUGUGAGUCUUUCACUGAUUUUGCAGAACAAAAGGUAGAGAAGGAGCAUUGUGAUUCAGAUCUUCAGGAUACAAACUGUGUAACAGAAGCUGACCUGUUAGACCAGGAAGAAAGGAUAUGCUUGGGUGCUUCUACGCCAAUGGAGGUGAGUUGUGUUGAUUCCAAUAUAAAGUCUAUUGUUGUACAGACUAUCCAGAAUUUAACUCGCCUGUUAUACAGCAUACAGGCAGCCUUAACUAUCCAGGACACUCACAUGGAGAUCCAUAAGCUGCUUCUGCAGGAACAUGAAAGAUCCAGCUGGAGCCACAGUUGCCGUAGCCCCUCUUUGCUAGAACAAGAAAAGCACCGAAAUGUUAGAUCGAAGGAGGAACUCGCCAACAUACAGAAACUCCAGCACCAGUUUCAGCAAGAGCAGCAGCGGUGGCACCGUGAAUGUGAGCAGCGGCAACAGGAGCAUGAGGCAAGAGAGAGGCUGUUGGAGGAGAAAGAGAAAGAAUGCCAGAGCCAAGAGGAGCUGCUUAGCAAGAACUGGGGGCAGCUGGAUCUCCAGCUGCAGGAUUACCAGCAGAACCUGGAGAGGCUCAUGGAGAGCCAGAGGAUGGUGGAGAAAGAACGGGAAAUGGUCAGACUGCAACAAAAGAUCCUGCACCACUGGAAGCACAGCCGCCAAAGCAGUCUGCCUGCCGUCAUCUCACCAGGAAGCAAUGAGAUCAUGAGACAUUAUCAAUCGGAGAGUUUUUGCAGUGAAAAUUCAGUCUUCAUAAAAGAAGCCAUAGUGCAGAUGUCAUUAAAUCACCUCAACAGAUCAAAUUCAGCUUUAGCUUACCAGGAUAGCGUGCGUGGUAUAAAUCUACCAAGUUCAGCUAUAUCAAGGACUGCAGAAAAUCAGAUCAAACUCAACAUGGACACUUCUUGUCAGCACACGUCCCCUGAUGAUCUCUCAAAAUCUACUGGACUCUUCCAUCAUAUCUCCAGCUCCAGCACAAGCCACACAGAUGUUUGUAACAAUCCUGGGGGCACUGAAGAAGUGAACAGCAGAAUGAACGUGGUCAAUGAAGACUGCAUGAACACUCCAGGAAUGUAUUCAGAUCUACCCUCUAAAAGUCAGAUACCCAAAUGUCAAGACGUGAAUGCACUGCACAGCCACUGCUUAAGAUCACAUUCCAAUGAUGAUCAUGGUAAUCUACAGCACCAUUCAGACGUUCUGCUGCACAGCGUUCUGGAUGACAUGGAAGAGGAUCCAGAAUAUGAAGGCACUGAGGAAAAGAUUGUUUAUCUUUAAUCUCUCGUCCUGUAUUAUCGGUAGCACUUUGGGGUAGUUUUUCUAAUUCUUCAUAGUUGCACUUUGUCCAAAUUGGUUUGAAGAUGUAUUAUUUAUUACAAGUGCAAAGUUUUCCAUACCUGUAAGUUAUUUUAAAAAAUACGAUGUAAUAUUUAAAUUAUGACACAUUAAAUCUGAAAUAUUCUACAAAUAACAUCAAACACUGGUGAACCUUGCAACCAGGAAUGACAUGCAAUGAAUAAUAGGAGGUUUGGAGAGUUAAUGCAACUCAGCAACUUCUCUGAAAAGAGUGAAACAAAAGGGAUCAUGAAAAAUUGGAAGUGAGAGUUUGUUGGGUUACCAAACUUUUUUGGUAUUCUAGGCAUUUAUAGUUUAACUAUAAUAUAGGUCCCUCAGAAUGGAUAGUUUUCUUGGUGCUGUGACUGCUUCAGAAUAUCUGCCAUAGAAUAAACAUUAUAACAUAUAUGACUGAAAUUCUGUUAGUUCUGUAAGUCACACUAGAACAGGACCAUUGAAUGAGUGGAGAUUUGGUGAGUCAACUCUUCCAUAAAUUCCAUUGAUUCAAAAGGGCCUACUGUGCUUGUGACUUAC
Messenger RNA from Pogona vitticeps (central bearded dragon), 5624 nucleotides. NCBI's taxonomy places the organism in Eukaryota, Metazoa, Chordata, Lepidosauria, Squamata, Agamidae. The record is from RefSeq and is a predicted model, not a curated record.